CCUGCCCGCGCUGACGUCAAGAAACUUUCUCCGAGGCUCAGGCGGGAGCGGGCCGAGGCGGGCGUCGUGUGCCGGCGCGGCAGCGCGACGGUGUUCAUCACCUUACUAGAUUAAGGUGUGAUAAAACCCCAAAACAAACCCAUAAACAUCAUUGACUGGAUAGAUUUUUCAACAUGAAUCGUGCUUUUAGCAGGAAGAAAGACAAAACAUGGAUGCAUACUCCUGAAGCCUUAUCAAAGCAUUAUAUUCCCUAUAAUGCAAAGUUUCUUGGCAAUACGGAAGUAGAGCAACCCAAAGGCACAGAAGUUGUAAGAGAUGCUGUUAGAAAAUUAAAGUUUGCAAGACAUAUCAAGAAAUCUGAAGGCCAGAAGACACCCAAAGUUGAAUUACAAAUCUCAAUCUAUGGUGUAAAAAUUCUAGAUCCAAAAACAAAGGAAGUCCAGCACAACUGCCAGCUCCAUAGGAUAUCAUUUUGUGCUGAUGAUAAAACUGACAAGAGAAUAUUUACUUUCAUAUGCAAAGACUCAGAAUCAAAUAAGCAUCUGUGCUAUGUGUUCGACAGUGAAAAGUGUGCAGAAGAAAUAACUUUAACAAUUGGUCAAGCAUUUGACUUAGCUUACAGGAAAUUUCUGGAAUCUGGAGGAAAAGACGUUGAAACAAGGAAACAAAUUGCUGGUUUACAAAAAAGAAUUCAAGAAUUAGAAACUGAAAACACAGAACUGAAGAAUAAAGUUCAAGAUUUGGAAAACCAGCUAAGAAUAACACAACUACACGCAUCUCCAGCAGGCAGUGUGACACCUAAAUCACCCUCCACUGACAUCUUUGAUAUGGUUCCCUUUUCUCCCAUAUCCCCUCAGUCAUCAACACCUACCCGCAAUGGUACACAGCCUCCUCCAGUACCCAGUAGAUCUACAGAGAUCAAGAGAGACCUAUUUGGAGCAGAACCGUUUGACCCUUUUAACUGCGGAGCAGGAGAUUUCCCUCCAGACAUUCAGUCCAAACUAGAUGAGAUGCAGGAGGGGUUCAAAAUGGGAUUAACUCUCGAAGGAACAGUAUUUUGUCUUGACCCACUAGACAGCAGGUGCUGAUGCCAAGAAAUAAAUGUGAAAUUCCUACACAGUGUUAUAUUUUUAAUUCAGAAAACGUAUAUGCAGAUAUUAUCCAUGUGCCAAAUAUUGCUUUUUUUCCACAUGUAAACUCUUUUGAGGUUUGCUUCUGUAAAAAUCCAACUUAGUUCCAUUAUUUCCCUGUACAAAUGUAAAAAGUUGUGUUUGUUAAUGAAAGAUGAGUUAAAUUACGCCAUGAUGUUUCUUUCUCUGACGUUUUGGCCUGAGUUUGCUAUACUUUAUGGCUAUUAGCCUGGAGAAGUUCUUCAGAAAGCUGACACAUAUCUGUUUCUGGCCUCGCAAGCCUGAUUUUUACAUUAUAUUUUACUUGGCAGCAUUUUGAAAUUAUGCUUUUAAGCCAUUAUUUAAUAAUCAAGCAGUAAAAUGGGUAGUAAAAUUUAGUACAAAAAGUUCAAAUUGCAGUGAAAAGGCAGAAAAUACUAACCCUUAAUAUAUGCUUAAAAGGUAAAUCUGGAUGCUGUGUAAUUGAUUUCCAUUACUGUGUAUGGCUACUAUGCUGUAUAUAGGUUGGUAUUAAUUUAUAAAAUCCAGAUGAUUUUUAGGUCCUUCAUGCUUUAGAAACUAACAAAUUGUUAAUACGCUAAUUAGUGUUCAGUGACCAUGGAACUGUUAAAUUGCAGACUGGACAAAGUAACUGCCUUUUGGUUUGACGUUUUGUAGCUGAACUGUAAAGUAUGUAAUUUGGAAUUCAUCACAUGAUGACCAUAAUGUUAAAAUAAGAUUAUGGCUUUGCAUUCACUUAGGAAGUCACAUAAUUCUGUGUAUAAGCAGGCACUCUGUUGACUGGGCUCAGUUCUGUAAGUUACUUUCCACACUCUAGUGAUUACCGUCAGGAGUGUUUUUUUCACUGUCUGCUUUAAUGUUUUGUGUCUUAGUAUAAUUUUGAAGCUUGCUGCAAGAGUUCAAUACAAGUUAGUAAGUCCUUCAUACCUACUGGUUGUACAUGUUACAGAAAUAACCGCACACCAAAAUUUUCACCUAUGGAGCUGAACUCUGUCCUGUCUAUGCACACUCUCAUUACUUUUUAGCACAAGCAAUACAAUUCCAUCUUAAACCUGUCUCUGAAAGCUAUAGUUAGUGUUUUGAUGCCCAAAUCCCACAGUAGUUCAAUUCAAAACUUUUAAAAACUCUUAAUGAUUUCCCUCAAAACAUACAGAUGUGGAAAAAAAAAUUGAGAGCAUUUUUUUUAAUAUUGUCUUUCUUUUUUCAUGGCAGUGUUUUUUGUGAUACUUCUGAUUUUGCCCUUAACAGUUACAGUUUACACCAAAAAUGCAUUUUGUCAAUUUUUCCUCACAUAUAUCUCUUAAUGCCCUGUUCAACAAGGUACUUCUGCAUAUACCUUAGAAGUCUUCUGAAAUGAAUGGGAUUAUUCUUUUGCUGAGUUUGGCAUAUGCUCAGGUAGCUUGCUGUAUGGGGGCCUCAGUCUUCCUUAGUCUUACUCUGUGUUCAACAUCCAUAUAAAGUAUUAUAUAUAAAUAUAUAUAUUAAAAUAUAUAAAGUCACUAACAAAUAGAAUAGUAUAUGUUUCAUAAAGAGAAAUCUUUAUAAUUUUGUUUGUCAUAUAGUAUUUUGGAAUUUAUAUAAUUGAGGAUGUUUAGUAACCACAGCAAUGGCUUUUUUUAACAAAUAGAAUUUGUAUUUUUAUUGUACCUGAAAAAACUUUACAUAAUAAGCAUCUAUUUAGUGGUCAUUUAUUAUCAAUGGUAACACUAAGAUAAUAUUUGCACAUUUUAAGAAACCUUUUUCGUUACUGAUUUUUAUGAUAGUCAACUGCAAAUGGCAUGGUUAAAUAUUACAUACCUGCUUAAUCCAUACAACAAUACUUAACACAGCAGCGCGUUUUUAAUGAAAAGGUUAUGUGAUCCAAUUGGAAACUGUAUUUCUAUGUAAUCUCAAAUGUCCUGUUUAAUUUUGCCUAAAAUAAAAGUUUUUAAAGAA
Molecule: messenger RNA, 3065 nt
Organism: Colius striatus (speckled mousebird)
Lineage: Eukaryota; Metazoa; Chordata; Aves; Coliiformes; Coliidae
Gene: GULP1
Product: GULP PTB domain containing engulfment adaptor 1
Exons: 11
Coding region: 174-1088 (304 amino acids)
Source: RefSeq, a predicted model, not a curated record